Molecule: messenger RNA, 3087 nt
Organism: Sardina pilchardus (European sardine)
Lineage: Eukaryota; Metazoa; Chordata; Actinopteri; Clupeiformes; Clupeidae
Product: cytochrome P450 2F2-like
Exons: 9
Coding region: 188-1660 (490 amino acids)
Biological process (GO): xenobiotic metabolic process
Cellular component (GO): intracellular membrane-bounded organelle; cytoplasm
Molecular function (GO): oxidoreductase activity, acting on paired donors, with incorporation or reduction of molecular oxygen, reduced flavin or flavoprotein as one donor, and incorporation of one atom of oxygen; heme binding; iron ion binding
Source: RefSeq, a predicted model, not a curated record
UACUGCAACACCAUUCUACGAUUACCUUUGACAACCUUAUGGAGCACAUGUCAGUCAAGCUAGUUGUAAACACACACACACACACACACACACACACACACAGACACACAGACACACAGAGAAAGAGACAGAGUCACAAUCACAAAAUCAGAGACACCAGUAACAGACAAAGCCACAUACAGUCACCAUGUUGAUCUCUGUGCUCCUGUUGUGGUUUGGAGUCUUCCUCCUCUUCUUCCUCUUCAGGGUGCAAAGACCCAAGAACUUUCCUCCUGGACCCAGAGCACUUCCUCUGCUGGGAAACCUGCUGGGAAUCAAUCCACAACAGCCACUAAAGACUUUGGAUAAGUUGGCAGAGCGCUAUGGUCCUGUCUACAGUCUGUAUUUUGGUCCCCGUCCUGCGGUGGUGUUGGCCAGUCAGAAGGUCAUCAGAGAAGCUCUCGUCUCUAAAGCCACUGAGUUUGCUGGACGACCAAAUCACCUGAUGGUUUGCCAUAUCACUCAGUGCAAAGGUGUGGUUCUAGCAGAUUAUGGUCCAAAGUGGCAAGAGCACCGGCGCUUCGCUCUGACCACGCUGCGGAACUUUGGGAUGGGGAAGCGCUCCAUGGAGGAGAAGAUUCUAGAAGAGACCCAACACAUCUGUGCCGAAGUGGAGAAGCAUGCAGGGAAGUCUAUGGAUCCUCAGCAUCUCUUCCACUUUGCUGCCUCUGACAUCAUCUGUUCCAUUAUUUUUGGAUCUCGGUUUGACUACGAUGACCCCUACUUCAAGAACCUCAUUCUCAUGAUUGAAGAACUGACUAAAUUGGUCUUUGAUCCCUGGGCAAUACUUUAUGAAAUUGCUCCAUUCAUUAGAAGCUUGCCUUUGCCUUGUAAGCGGGCAUUUGAAUUACAUGACAAUGUCCAGGGCCACAUCCAAAAUGCGGUAGCAGAGCACAAAGAGUCAUGGGUUUCAGGUCAGCCAAGAGACCUAAUCGACUGCUACCUGGAUGAGUUAGAGAAAAGGGCAGACAAAGGCACCACCUUUGAGGAUAGUCAACUGGCAGCCAUGUUGUUUGACCUGCUGAUUGCUGGGACUGACACCACCUCAAACACCCUGAGGACAGCAACGCUCUACCUUAUGACCCACCCACACGUACAGGAGCGCUGCUACCAGGAGAUUGAGGAAGUGCUGGGCUCUCGUGAGCAGGUGUGCUUUGAGGAUCGCCUGUCCAUGCCCUACGUCCAGGCCAUGAUCCAUGAAGCCCAGAGGCUAGCUGAUACGGUUCCCCUCAGCAUGUUUCACACCACAACCACAGACACACACAUCCAGGGGUACAAUAUUCCCAAGGGUACGGUGGUCAUUCCUUUCCUGUCCUCAGCGCUACAUGAGGAGGGUCAGUGGAAGUCCCCUCAUGACUUCAACCCUGAGAACUUCCUGAACGAGAGGGGGGAGUUUGUCAAACCUGACGCCUUCAUGCCCUUCUCUGCAGGUUCCCGUAUGUGUCUGGGGGAGGGGCUUGCUCGCAUGGAACUCUUCCUCAUCCUGGUCACGUUGCUUCGUCGCUUCCGAUUGGUCUGGCCAGAAGAAAGGGGAGUUCCUGACUACAGCAUGGUGUUUGGAGGCACUCAGGCACCCAAACCGUUCCACGUUGCUGUCCACCUGAGAGAGGACAGAAACUAAUGUCUGGCGUUUUCUUUUUUGAUGUCUACAAUACUGAUCGCUGACAUUUUCAGAUGGAACAAAUACCUUUUUCAUUGGCUGUCUUUUUUCUUCGCACUCAUUUGUUUUCUUAACAAAUCUGUGGGUAAAUCACAGCCAUGAGGGUACCCUUAACUAAUACCACUCUCACUUGCAAAGCAUUUUGUACUACAGGGACUUAUUUUUGUAUGCCACUCUCACUUGUGUCAUACUUAUCUUUUUUUAUUAUUAUUUUUAUUUUCAUUUUUUUUUGUUUUUUAAACUUCAUCAAAAUGUUAUUUUUAUGAUUGUGGGUCUUAUUUAUUGAUAUUGAUAAAUAUCACCCCCUCUAGACAUUACACAUAGUACACAUAAAAAUAAGGUAUGAAGGCCUACUGUAAGGCUCACAUCAAAACAAUUGUCUGUAUCAGGGCUUAGACACAUUCAUCCAAAGAUAGACACACACACACACACACACACACACACACACAUAUAAAUACACACAGACAGACACACUGUCCCUCGCUGGAGUAGCCUAUGUUUCAUUGAGGACAAGAUAGCAAAUUUACUCUUUUGAACUGCAGUUCAUUGUAUAGUGACACACAGUUUAGCUGUAAGUUCAAGCAAACAUGUUGUGAGGGUUCAUAAAUAGGCUGAUCAAUUUGAUAUGUCUAAGUAAAUAAAGGAUAACUAAAAAAUACAUCAAUUAUUUUGAUGACUUCACACGUUAUUAAUAAUCUUUUCCUUUGGUUGUAGGCUAUAACCUGUGAACUUUAUAUCAAGAUAUUUCACUUAGUCUAUAGGCUAUUAUUGACAGAAAAAUGUUAAGAGACUGAAAUAAUUGGAUGCCCUUUAAAUGUUUAAGUUCUAUUGUUUGUUACGUUUGAAAGAAAUUGUGUUCUAAUUAGAUGGUAGUGUAGUGGGUAUUUAGAUAGAUUACUGUUUUUACAGGCCAAAAGCCUACUAGAUUAAGUAGCCUAUGUGCAUUAAAAUGGAGGCAGUUGGCAUAGUGCCAAAAGAAAGCUGUGCAGCUCAAAUGAAUUCUGUGCCGCUAACCCAACUUUGACCUUGUAUGAGGUUCACCUGAGUUAUUUAAAAGAGUGCAUAGCUACCCCAACUCCCCUUGCCUGCAUGUGGCAGUAAACAAACCUAUUACAGUCACAUGACAAUAGUUUUGGAUCUUUCAAGAGGGGUCUUAAGGCAUAUCUGAUUUAUUCAAUAUGCACUUAGUCUGUGCUUCUUAUGGAUUAUGGUUUGCAUAAUAUAGGCAAGUAUUGUUUUCAUUAGGCCAUUGAUUGAACUGACAUUGUUGUUUCAUUAUAGGCCAUUGAUUGAAUUGAUGUUGUUGUUGUACUACUGCUAUUCUCCUUAAUGUAUCUUUACCAUAGUUAUUGUUAUUAUAUGAAUAAAUUACUUUAUUGUUUAGGCUA